CUGCGCACUCACUGUCACCAUGGCCGCUAGCUGUUCCCGGUUGUUCAUCCGGAGCCGGAUGCGGCUUGGGGCCCAGGUCUCCGUGCUCCGGUCCCGGUGUUAUUCCGAGAAAGCGGCCCGGGAAACAAGUUCGGUUCCACCUCCUCAGGACAUCAUCUACACUCGAGAGCAUUACAGCCUGAGAGAGUCUCUCCGAAAGAUCAUUGAGAAGAACAUUAUUCCUUUUGUUGACAAAUGGGAAGAAGCAGGGACAUUCCCAGCCCAUAGAAUCUUCAAAAUUCUUGGACAAGCUGGCUUCCUGGGUGUUAACAAGCCAAUAGAAUACGGCGGGCUUGGUUUGGAUUUCAGCUAUAAUAUAGCAGUGGCAGAAGAACUGGGAAACAUACCAUGUGGUGGAAUUCCCAUGGCAAUCGGAGUCCAGAGCGAUAUGACAACACCAGCUCUCGCCAGAUUUGGGUCAGAUGAACUGAAACUUCAAUUCCUCGUACCUACCAUUGCUGGGGACAUGGUAGCCUGUUUGGGAAUCAGUGAAAUUGGAGCUGGAUCUGAUGUUGCAAACAUAAAGACCAAAGCUGUCAAGAAUGGAGAUGACUACAUAAUAAAUGGAGAGAAAAUGUGGAUAACUAAUGGUUGUCAAGCUGAUUGGAUGUGUCUUUUAGCAAACACUGAUGAUGGGUCUGUUCACAAAAGCAAGUCUCUCAUAUGUCUGCCCAUGAAAUUACCAGGAAUCCAUGUGGCUAAAAAGAUCGAUAAGUUGGGCAUGAGGUCAUCAGAUACAGCACAGAUCUUUUUUGAAGACGUCAGGGUUCCAAGAAAAUAUCUCAUUGGGGAAGAAGGAAUGGGCUUCACUUAUCAGAUGUUGCAAUUCCAGGAAGAGCGCAUGUGGGCAGUUGCAGCAAUUUUGGCUCCAGUGCAGAACAUCAUACAGGAAACAAUCGAAUAUACACGCCAACGCAAAAUUUUUGGCCAGUCAGUCUUACACAACCAGACAGUGCACUUCCGGCUUGCUGAACUUGAGACUGAGAUUGAACUUGUUCGUUCUCUCCUUUAUCGUUGUGUCGCACAGUAUAUUCAAGGAAAUGAUACAACAAAAUUAGCCUCAAUGGCAAAAUUGAAGGCAGCCCGCCUGGUUCGUGAGGUUACUGACAGCUGUCUCCAGUUCUGGGGAGGAAUGGGUUUUACUAAUGAGGUGCUAGUCAGCAGACUGUACAGGGAUAUGAGAUUGAUGUCAAUAGGAGGUGGUGCAGAUGAAGUCAUGCUGUCCAUCAUAUGCAAGUACAUGGGGACCCUUCCUGGAAAGAAAUGACUGAUUCAGAUAUCAUAAAAUUGAUCACCAGGGACAAGAACAAAACAAUGUUCUGUUGCAUUAAUUGCUUUUAUGACAUAUUUGGAAAAUGGUAACAUACAGAAGCAUACCUAGCUUUGUAGAUGUCUACUGCCUAACAUGUCUUUCUGUGUUAUAAUUAUUUUGCCUUGGAGAAACCUUAUUGUCAGCAGACAUAAAAUAACCAAUCAUUUGUUUAAAAGCACAGAAGAAUUUUGGAAGUUGAAUGAUGAAUGAUUAUUUCAAUUUUUUAUUUAGUACUGGUUUAAUAUCUGAUGUAACAUCACAUCUAAAGAGGUGAAAAGACUGGGAUUACUCUCUGUUCAAAGUACUGAUACCCAGCUCCCAAUAUGUACCUUUCUGAUUCGAUACCAAGAACGAGAAACUUAUGAGGAAAGACAAAAAAUUAUUUCCCCCUAGUACGGAACAAUCUGCAGAGUUUUAACAGCUUUUUUUAAAAAUUAGGAACAUUUAGAUAGGGUGAAGUAGAAAAGGAUUGUUGCUUCUGAUUGGGAUUUCAUCCAUUUAAAAUCUUCACUCAAGUAAGGGGAGACAUUAAGAGAAAUGUCAUUAGGCAGAGAAUUCUCAACUUAUGAGAUGCUUUGCUAUAGUAUGGCAUAAGUAGAUAAAUAUGUAAGCAGAGAAAAAUUCAGGGCAUAGAAAGAAAGGGAUUAGUUUUAAAUUACUCCAGGUAAGAGCCCACAAGUGACAAUGGACCAUUUGUCCCAAUGUGCUGUAAAGCUAUAUGGUCAUAUGUUACCUAUUAUACAAUAUGUGGGAUUUUGUAAUCUCAUUGACUUGCUGCACUUCAGGUACUCUUCAGCUUAAACUCUGUGAUACAUGUUCAAAAGAGCCUGGACUUGUACCAGCAUGACAAUAUUCACUUUAGUGAGAGUUAGCAAUUUAAAACACCUGACACUCAAUCCAGUGUCUUCCAACCUUGGGGAAAGACACAUACUACUGGUCAAGCAGCUCCAAGGCCAGACCUAGAUUCAGACGGCAGUGAAAGUGAAUAGAGUAAUUCUGAGACACAUACAACAUGAAGUGGCUGAACAAGGGUGAUAGUUUGGUAUUGUGGAUCUUUGUGAAGCUAGAAAUGGCACAAGCCUCAAGUUACUAAGGGAAAGCUAUGGGAAGAACCUUUUACAGAAAAUGCUCACCUCAGACUUUUACACCAUUUAAACUAGUUUUCUCACACCUUGGAUUUUUUUGAAACUCGCUGUUCAGACAUAAACAUCCCGAAUCUAUGACUCAACUUUUAUUGCCAAAGUUCUAUUGAGAUCUCCCAUUAAAUGGAAUUCCAGCAGCUGGGCGAGGUGGUGACUGGGAACAAUAUGGCUAAAAUUAAACCCAUGAAAUCACUGGUAAAACAUUUUUUUGAGAGCAGUGGGAGCAAAAGUUUUGAAGGGUCUGUAAUCAGCACUUUUGGUUACUUGCCAAAAGCUGAAUGUUUGCCAUUAAUAGUUUAGGUUAUUACUUUAAGGUCUCAGAACUGGUAACCUAACUGGCUUUAUGUCUGAUUUUGGUGUAUCAUUACACUUUAUAAUUUUAUGUAAUAUUGAUUGAUAUAUGUAACAUUGCACAUCAUCAAUUAUUAUGUGUAAAAAUGUACUAGUUGAUCAUCCAUGAUACGUUCACAAGCAAAAAUUGUAAAAGAGAAUAGCAGCAGUGGAUGGAAUCUCCACCAUCCAACCAAAAGAAUUAUAAAUAUAUGCAUAAUAAAACAUUGACAUUUUCCUGAUCCUACUAGACAGCACCAAAUAAAUUCCAAUUCUUGAUAUAAAUUCA
Carcharodon carcharias (great white shark) is the source of this 3112-nucleotide messenger RNA. RefSeq lists its product as uncharacterized. NCBI's taxonomy places the organism in Eukaryota, Metazoa, Chordata, Chondrichthyes, Lamniformes, Lamnidae. The record is from RefSeq and is a predicted model, not a curated record. Gene Ontology annotation, molecular function: acyl-CoA dehydrogenase activity; flavin adenine dinucleotide binding. The transcript is spliced from 9 exons. Bases 20 to 1306 code for a protein of 428 amino acids. Gene Ontology annotation, biological process: fatty acid beta-oxidation using acyl-CoA dehydrogenase.